Molecule: messenger RNA, 432 nt
Organism: Serpula lacrymans var. lacrymans S7.9
Lineage: Eukaryota; Fungi; Basidiomycota; Agaricomycetes; Boletales; Serpulaceae
Exons: 1
Coding region: 1-432 (143 amino acids)
Source: RefSeq, a predicted model, not a curated record
AUGUCAUCAGCUAUCAGCUAUACCGCCUAUAUGAACUUUCACACCAAUCCUGCAACUUGUACGGAAGGAGAUGAUACUCGUGAUUCAGAGGGGCAGGAUGGUUUAAAUAUUGUAGCUAAUCACCAGCUAAUCAUCAGCCAACAGCGGAUGUACUUGGCCCGUUUACAGAUGUCAAAACUAGCUUCUGUCGUCAUUGAAUCGAUCACACAUGCUACUCAGGCUAUAGUGGAAGAACAAGUGCAACACCCCAAACCAAGACCAUACCACAACUCGGUCCUGACAGGCUAUGGAUGGGUCAGGGAAUUGAUAGAUGGGCAUCCUGAUCGUAUCAGGACGGAGCUUGGGGUGCAACAGGAAGUUUUCCCGAAGUUGUUAGAUUUAUUGCAGGCCAAUGGAUACUCGGAUUCAAAGCAUGUGUUGAUUGAAGAAUAA